Molecule: messenger RNA, 1265 nt
Organism: Oreochromis niloticus (Nile tilapia)
Lineage: Eukaryota; Metazoa; Chordata; Actinopteri; Cichliformes; Cichlidae
Product: claudin-4-like
Exons: 1
Coding region: 639-1265 (208 amino acids)
Cellular component (GO): membrane; bicellular tight junction
Molecular function (GO): structural molecule activity
Source: RefSeq, a predicted model, not a curated record
CUACAUGUGCCAAGAAUUCUUGGUCAUUCACUGAUACUCAGGUUAAAAAAAAAGUGCAAGACAAUUUAUCACUCCUAUAUAUUCAAACUUCUGCAAGUCAUUAAUCCAAGAGUAUCAGGUCACUCUGAAAGUUAUGUGUUCUGGCUGGGAACUAUACGUUAGCAAGUGCUGCAAAUAAAUCUCACACAUUGCAGUGAUGCUGAUAAUUUAAACUGAAACAACUUACUUAGGGACUCAAUUUGUAUUUAAUCCCAAAAUUCUGAAUAAAUAAAGAGUUGUUUCACAGUGAGUGCUUUCACAGCUGGACUAUUUCAGUAGUUAUCACUCAGUCUCUGUUUUCAUACUUAAUUUUUACACCCUAUAAAACAGUAUGUCUUUAUUUGAAUUGUUUAUUCAAAAUGCAUUAAUUUUGUCAAGUCUUUGUUUCUGUACUCAGCUCUACUUUUCAUGGGUGGGUGUAGUUAUAUUUCUUCACAAACCUGUUUCAGCUCAUGCUAGAAAACUCCUCCUCUGUCAUGGAGAGGAGGAGAAUGUGCAACAAAAACAACUACCUGCUGAAAUCGUCUGUCACAGACAAAUUACUACAACUCUUUGGAGCACUCUCCAUUCCUCCUUGAAGAGAUCGACACAGCUUCAUCAUGUCGGCCUGUUGUAGACAUGUUCUGGGUUUGCUCUUAUCCAUCAUUGGCUUUUUAGGGACGAUCUUCAUCUGCGCACUGCCGUUGUGGAAAGUCUCAACCUUCAUUGGUUCAAGCAUCACCACUUCUCAGAUCCACUUUGUGGGUCUGUGGGUGACGUGUGUGAUAAGGAGUACAGGCAAGAUGCAGUGCAAAUCCUACAAUUCUAUACAGGACUUACCUAAAGACCUGCAGGGUGCCAGAGUGCUCAUCGUUUUUGCUAUCAUCAUCCAGUUCUGUGGGAUUCUUCUUAGCGUGGUUGGGAGCAAAUGCAUCACCUUUGUGCCAAACAAAUGGCAAAAGACCAAAGUGGUUAUAGCUUCCGGAGUUUUGUUUAUUAUUGCAGGUUUCUUGGUGGCCCUACCAGUCAGCUCAUGUUGGAUCAACCUCACCAUUAGUAUGAAUUCCAACAGCCUUUUCCUGGACAACGUUGAUACAGUGGAGCCGGGAGCCGUACUCUACAUCGGCUGGGCCCCUGCAGGACUGCUGUAUCUGGGAGGAGGCCUCCUCUGCUGCUCCUUUUCCUCCAGGAAUGAGACUGAAUAUGAGGUUGGAUACUCCAGGGCUGAGUCUGUGGAAGCAAGAUAA